AUCUCCCAGCAGCGCCCCGCGGCGCGCAGGCGCAGAGCGGGGCGUGAGGCGCGGGGAUGCAGCCGACGCGCGGAGCCAUGGCCCACUUCCGCCUGGCACUUAUUCAGCUUCAUGUAUCUGCUGUUAAAUCAGAUAACCUUCAACGAGCCUGUGGACUGGUAAGAGAAGCAUCGGCUAAAGGAGCAAAAGUCGUGGCUCUACCUGAAUGUUUUAAUUCUCCAUACGGAACCCAAUACUUUAAAGAAUAUGCAGAGAAGAUCCCUGGAGAAUCAACACAAAAGCUCUCAGAAGUUGCCAAGGAGUGCAGCAUAUAUCUUGUUGGAGGAUCCAUUCCAGAAGAGGAUGGUGGAAAGCUGUAUAAUACAUGUACUGUCUUUGGGCCUGAUGGUGCUAUGUUGGCAAAGCAUAGGAAGAUUCAUUUGUUUGAUAUUGAUAUUCCUGGGAAGAUACAGUUCAAAGAGUCUGAAACACUGAGUCCAGGGAAUAGUUUCUCCAUGUUUGAUACUCCGUACUGUAAAGUGGGCCUGGGCAUCUGCUAUGACAUCAGAUUUGCUGAGCUGGCUCAAAUCUAUGGACAGAAGGGUUGCCAGCUGCUGAUAUAUCCAGGGGCUUUUAAUCUGACAACAGGACCGGCUCAUUGGGAAUUGCUACAAAGGGGACGAGCUGUUGAUAAUCAAGUCUACGUAGCUACUGUAUCUCCUGCUAGAGAUGAAAAAGCUUCCUAUGUUGCCUGGGGACACAGCACCGUAGUAAAUCCAUGGGGUGAAGUCAUAGCCAAAGCUGGGGCUGAGGAAACAGUUGUAUACACAGAUAUAGAUCUGAAGAAACUUGCAGAAAUCCGUCAGCAAAUUCCUAUUUUAAGCCAGAAGCGCUGUGAUCUCUAUGGCAUAGAGAUGAAAAAGUGACACCAGGUGAACAGGAAAAGUUCAAGUGGCACAAUGACUGCUGCUUUCAUCGUCAAGAUUCCCUUACUGGUUGCUUGAUAGGCUACUGCUAAAUGUAAUAGUUAAUUAAAAACAAAACAACUUGUUGGUGUAAUUCUAAAAUUGAUUCAAAUACAACUUCUGUAUCUCCUCAUACUUCAUUUUACAGUAUUUAACAGCUAGGGCGAAGCUGGAGGUGAAAUCACCUUAACUCGCUAGCAGUUAACAAUGAUCUUUAUUCAUCAUAAUGGUUUAGUUACUUUCUUAUUUCGCUUUUAACUUUCUGGGGCUUAUAUAUAGGAUGUAGAGGUGGGAACCAGGUUCCCUCUAGAAAUCAUCUCAAGUCAGUUUUGGUAUUACGCACUUUUCACUGAUUACCAGAUAAUCUAGAAGUAUGACUCUUCUGUGUCUGUCUGUCUUAAUGGUAUGUGCCUAAACAACUUGGUUUCUUAGCUGCCCAACUUCAAACCAGGCAAGCUUAAAAUUUAACAUAUUAAGCAAAACAGGCCAAAUUCUGCUCUCUAUGACUUAAGGACAAUGCAAGAAGCAGCCAAACAGAACUAGUACUAUACGAGGAACUGUAACAUGUUUUGGUGCACGCAUUCUGUCUGGAAGAUAUAUAUUAAAUUCUUAUUAAAAUUCCUGUUUAUUGCUGAAGUGAUGUGGAUUACUGUUUUAUUAAAGCAUUUCAUGUGUCACCA
Messenger RNA from Cygnus atratus (black swan), 1624 nucleotides. It is a transcript of the gene NIT2, whose product is annotated as nitrilase family member 2. The coding region runs from base 57 to 905 and encodes 282 amino acids. Gene Ontology annotation, cellular component: mitochondrion. The transcript has 10 exons. The record is from RefSeq and is a predicted model, not a curated record. Gene Ontology annotation, biological process: oxaloacetate metabolic process; L-glutamine metabolic process. Gene Ontology annotation, molecular function: omega-amidase activity. Lineage: Eukaryota; Metazoa; Chordata; Aves; Anseriformes; Anatidae.